Oreochromis niloticus (Nile tilapia) is the source of this 4539-nucleotide messenger RNA. It is a transcript of the gene fgf4, whose product is annotated as fibroblast growth factor 4. The transcript has 4 exons. The coding region runs from base 300 to 794 and encodes 164 amino acids. Gene Ontology annotation, molecular function: growth factor activity. The record is from RefSeq and is a predicted model, not a curated record. NCBI's taxonomy places the organism in Eukaryota, Metazoa, Chordata, Actinopteri, Cichliformes, Cichlidae.
AGCUUUUAUUGCUUUAUUUUCCAAAGAUUUUGCGCGGAGAUAAUAAGGCCAUUAUUGGAAGUGAAUAAAGCCCUGCUUUCGGUGCGGCUGACUGUGAAGAAGUACUUUGUGGAUUUUUACUAAGUGUGGAGCAGUGAUGUAAUGUGCAUGCAGGUAUAAAUAUAGAGGCCUGGCUUUGCCGAGUCCAUGCAGAUCAAUGUCGCUCCCGGGCGCUGCUGCCUGCUUCGCUCUGCUUCUCGCUCUUCUCUCUUCACUGGAGAGUCGAACACUGGGAAGCUGCUCUCACAGACGCAGCCGGGAUGGGCUCUCUGGCGGCCCUGCGGACCGUCCUGAUCCUGGGCCUGGUGGCGAGACUGGCAGGAUGCGCUCCCGGCCUGAACGGCACGGCGGACCGCUGGGAGGCCCUUUACUCCCGGUCCCUCGCGCGAAUCCCAGGGGAGAAGCGGGAGGAGAGCGGCCGGGACAGCAACUACCUCCUCGGCAUUAAGAGGUUGAGGCGGCUCUAUUGCAACGUGGGGAUCGGUUUUCACAUUCAGGUGUUACCAGAUGGCAGAAUAACGGGAGUACACAACGAACAUCGUUACAGUCUCUUGCAGAUCUCUCCGGUGGAGAGAGGAGUGGUGACCUUGCUGGGCAUUCGCAGCGGACUUUUUGUGGCCAUGAACCGACGGGGAAAGUUGUACGGAUCUUUACAUUACAACAACGAGUGUAAGUUCAGAGAGACGCUCCUUGCCAACAACUACAAUGCUUACGAGUCAGUUGCCUACCCAAGGAUGUUCAUCGGCCUGAAUUAAAGAUCUCCACCGAGAUCUGGAUCAGGACAUCACUGAGCUCAUGGACAGCUUGAGGUGCAACCUGGUGACAUUGGAUGGACUGAAACAAAACGUCCUAGAGGAGUUCUAUUGGAUUUAGGUCAGGAGAGCGUGGGAGCCAGUCAGCGGCAUCAGUUCCUUCAUCCUCCAUGAACUGCCUGCAUACUCUCACCACAUAAAGCCGUGCUGUCAUGCACCAGCAGGAACCCAGACCCACUGCACCAGUGUAGGGUCUGACAAUGUGUCCAAAGAUUUCCUUCUGAUACCUAAUGGCAGUCAGGCCUGUUCUUUACUCCAUGGAUAUGCCUCCCCAGACCAUUCAUGGUCCUGGACAGUGAGCAUGGGGCCUACCAGUAGGUUUCUCAUUGUGUGUCAAAGACAUUCACACCAGUGGCCUGCUGAAAGGUCAAUUUGUAGCCUUGGCAGUCCUCAUCCUGUUCCUCCUUGCACAAAGGAGCAGAUACUGGAACUGCAAAUGGGAUAAACCUUCUAGUCAUUCCUGUUUUGGGGGUUGUCUCGUUGUUGCCCCUCUAGUGCACCUGCUGUUAAUUUCAUUAACACCAAAGCAGCUGAACCUGAUUAACACCUCCCUCUGCUACUUAACUGACCAGAUCAACGUCCCAGAUGUUUAAUUAACUUGAUGUUAUAUUUGGAUUAAAAAGUGCUCCUUUCAUUUUUUUAAGCAGAACUGAACUAGCUGCACUAAGUGAGCUAGUUCAGCUUAGUCAGUGGCAGUCAGUCGCGGGCCUACUUGCUAACUAGCUAGCUAGCUAGCUUAGUGGAGCAAUUGAACUAGCUAGUUCAGCUUAGCUUAAAGUCAGCAAAUUUUAUCAACCAGCACACCUGAUGCUCCCUGAUCAAAAUAUGUGCUGUUGGUUUAAUUUAUGUUAUCCUGGGAUACUGGCAUCAGGUGAACCACAAAUAGGCCAACAAUGUUGUACAAUGUUAGCUUAUUAAAGCAAUCUAAACAAAGAUACAAUAGCACAAGUGAGAUUAAGAGGUAGUAAGGUUAGUUUUCUGGUGCAUUUCACCAGCUGUUAUUUCCACAUGCAGUGCUAAUAAAAAAAUCCUCUCCAUCCAUCCACUUUGAAGAAAAUGCAAACUCUGUCGCUCUUCUGGAACAGUCUCUACUUCCUUUAAGUGAGUUUGUCUUUUAUUUCCCUCUGUAUCAACGACCACUUUCAGGUGUUGAUUUAACUUCCUGUAGCAGUAGCUGUCCCGCCUGGCUCAGUUUUGUGUCCAUUUUUGCCAAACCCUGUUUUUCUUGCAUUUGUCUCUGUCUCUCUGUGUCCCUGUAGUUGACUGCAGCUCAGCACUGUUGGCCAUGUUGUCCUAGUUGCUCCUUGUCACGUUCCAGCUAUCUUUACCCUGUGAUUUACUUUUAGAAAGGAUAAUCAUGGAAGAAAUAUUUACAGACAGCUGUUGGACUGUACUAUAUGCUAGGGCCAGUAACCCUAUAUUUUUCUUUAUAUAUUUUGUAAAUAUAACCUCUGAGUAACUGAAGGUGCUGGUAUUCCUUUCAGGGGGGAAGGUCAGAUUUAGAGCAACUGAGUGGUGUGGCGGAUACUGCCUGAAGGCAAAAGGUGCUUUUAAUUUGUUCACUUUUAUGCAGUCAUUGAACAACGUCACCAAACAUCAUUAACCAAGUUUAACAAACACAGAGGAGAAAGGCAAAAGGUGACCUCUUCUUACUUGCUUUAGUUUUUCUUCUCUUGCCUGUUUUCUCAUUCAGCCUCUUUGUUGAGAGCUUUGAAGUCUCAGUUUCAGCAUACGAUGGCGCAUAAUGUAACCAACUGAUUGCUGUUUCAGAUUGAACCAUUUUCAUCACUGGGUUACGGAGCCUUCAGUAGAAAUUACGCUUGAUUAGCACAUGGUAGAGUCACACUGAAUGCACACGCUAACUACUGCAAAUAGUUCAGGCAAAUAUUAUGCAAACUGUUUCUGUUGUGGCUUUAUGUCCUGAUCUCUGGAAAGAGGCCUUAAUGCCAAGACUGACCGAAGCACUGCAGCAUCGCUGUGAUUCACACUUCAAAAGAAGUGUAUAGAAGCUACCAAGCCACUCUCUGCUUGUCCUCAAACAUAUGUUGCAGUGUGGUGUUUGGACAUCCAUUUGGAUGUCACAGUUGAACAGCAGUGAUUUAAACAAGUAUACUGCUGUGCCUGUUGCUCUCAGCUAGGUUGAGUAUUCUCCGGUAUCACUGAUUUGCAUGGCAGGCAUUAUAUGUACAGUAAAAUACCUUUCUGCCUUGUGUCUCUAACCUAGGGCCAGCCCUCUGUCCCACCUGCUCAUUUGAUUAUCCAAGCAACAGCAGUGCAGCCUGCAGCUUGUACAAAGUGAGCAAAUACUUUUUCACGGCACUGUAAACUCUGGUUAAAGUAUGCAAAUGGCUCACAGCAGGUUGAAUAUAAGUGGUGACAUGUGGCCUGUCUCAGACUGAGGCAUCACAGAAAGAUGCAUUGAUUUUAUUUAUGGUCAAAAGCAACUGAACCCCCAAAUUUCUUUCCACGUUACUGUUAAAGUAGCUUUUAUUUUUAUUCUCAUUUUAUCAAUGUGGCUCAAUCCAUUCAGAUGUAACUAACAGAAAUUAUGCUUUUGGGACUGGAUUUCUUUGUUCAGACUGGUUUAUCAUGAAGUACAAAACUGGUGAUCUGUGAUUGUCUGCUGCCUCUGGGCCACUGUUCAGAAAAAAUGAUGACAUGAUACUGUACUAUGUUUGAUUCGGAGUCAACCUACUUUUAUCCGAUGUCCUGUGGUUUUAUACAGGACUUAAUAAAGUAUAAUACAGUAUGUGCUGUGCACAUUGUUAAAGUCCACCGUAAGGGCAAUUGACAAUGAAAACCCUAUCCCCUAAAUGUAAAGUUUAUGAUUGUCUGUACUGUAUAAUAAGGUUUGAUCAAUCUGACAUCCACAUAUAAAAAUGCAGUAUGUAUAUAUGACAUAGCAUUACACGAGUGUAUUCAUGUUGUGGGGCAAGUACAUAAAACAUAACAGUUUGUCUCCUCUCUGCAGUAGUUUGUGGCUCAUCCUGUUUGAUUUUCAUGGCCUCUCUGCUCAUGUGUUUUGUUUUCUCUUUCCCCUCACACACCCUAACUGGUCACAGCAGAUAACCACCACUAGCCCAGUUCUCCUGAAAUUGUCUUCCUGUUAAAAAGGAGUUCAUUCUCUCCCAUACUGCCAUGUUCUAGGUCAGGGAUGAUCGACAGAUCGUUGUAGCUCCAUCAAUAAUAACACAGCACCUUUAUCACACAAUGUAAAGGAACUUGAGAUAUGAUUGGGUGCUAACGCUGAAUUAAUCUGCAGACCUCUGUAAAAAACAGGAAUUAAUUUGUACUUUCCAGGCAAUUUCUGCCUUUUUGUUAAUAUUAUCGAAAUCCUAUUUGUUUCUAGAAGUGCUAAAAGCUCUACACCAGGGUGUCACACUCAUUUUAAAUCACAGACCCACAGCCCACUUUGAUCUUAAGCAGGCGGGAGCAGUGUGUGGCGGAGGUGUGGUCCCGGGCGCGGCUGCAGGGGAGGAGUGGCGCAGUGAGCUCAAUGGGGCGGUGCUGGAGAGGCAGGUGAGAACAGCUGAUGGCGUUUGGACUGAUGACAGUUUUCCUGCCUUUUUUAGUGAGACGGGAGAGGAGCGGAGGAGAGCCUGGGACUCAGCUGAGACCGGAGCUGUCAGACUGUGUACUGUCACAACAAACCAAAAACUAUAAAUAAACGUGGCCGCUGGCGACAAAG